Messenger RNA from Meleagris gallopavo (turkey), 4662 nucleotides. NCBI's taxonomy places the organism in Eukaryota, Metazoa, Chordata, Aves, Galliformes, Phasianidae. The record is from RefSeq and is a predicted model, not a curated record.
UGAUGAACAUUCCUGCAUGUUGUUCUUCCUGCAAAGUCUCAAGUGUGUUGCUUCAGACAGAGAGCAGCUCUUUCAUAGAUUUUCUUUUUGUCUCUGGAGCAUUUCGUUAUGGCAGCGUGCAGUGAACAAUGACAUGCUCUGACAAAUACAGAUGCCAAAAAGCCAAACAGAAACCGUGGCCUUCUUUUCUUUCUACUGCAACACAGUGAAAUGGUGCUCUUACAGUUUUGUUAUUGACUCUUACUGGAAAAAACAAACUUCUGACUGGACCUUUUUUUCCCCAAACCUCUCCCAGUGUUGCUAUGGAUGCUUGACACAGUGACACCAUGUAGUAGGCCCUGAAUUGUUGUCAUAACUAAGUUGCAAUGGUUUUAUAUACUUCCCCAUUUCCCAACAGCUUUCUGUCAGUUCUGCAUUCCUUUUCCUGGGGCCUAAUUUUCCCAUGUUACUGGUUUGCAGAUAGGCUUGUGGCCUCUUUUGUUCCAACUACCUAUGAAAAGCGUCAAAGAGCAGACGAUCCAUGCUAUUUCCAUGCACUCUGCAUCAUUAUCACCACUCCCAUCUACCUGGCGCUGCUGGUGGCCUCUCUUCCUUUUGCUCUGAUAGGCUUCUUGUUAUGGUCCCCUCUCCAGUCAGCCAGAAGGCCAUAUAUCUACUCCAGACUAAAAGACAAGAGCCAUGCCAAUGGAGCCGCGCUGCUCAGUGAGUGGAAGGCUGCAGGGAAUGGGAAAAGCUUUUGCUUUGGCAGUGCCAACGUUUGCCUGCUGCCAGAUUCUCUGGCAAGAUUUAAUAAUGUUUUCAACACACAGGCUAGGGCUAAAGAGAUUGGCCGAAGGAUCCGAAAUGGGGCAAGCAGACCACAGAUCAAAAUAUAUAUAGAUUCUCCUACCAACACAUCCAUAAGUGCAGCGAGUUUCAGCAGCUUGGUGUCCCCCCAGGGUGGAGAUAGCACUAAUCGUACUGUUAACGCUGGCAUGAAAAGGACAACAUCAAUGGAGUACAAAGGAGACAAUUCUGGCUCCAACAACAGUGAGGAUGGUAGAGAUGAUAAAGCUGGAUCUGGAGAGCCAAAUGAAGGAGAGGAAAAUACUUGCAUUGUCCGCAUAAACGGAGAGGAUAACGGCCACAUGUCAGACAUAGAAACAGACAUUGUCAAUGGUCAGGCUAAUGCCAGCGGCACGGCAGAACACUCGCUGGAAGGCGACACAGAGAUCUCAAAAACGCCUAACCACAAACAGAAGGAUGGAGAUUCCGGCAGUUUAGACAGCUACUCUGCCUCAAGAGAGUCACUGGUUAAGGUUCGUGUUGGAGAUGGGACAGUGGACCAAAGCACUGUUAACAACAAGCUCCUCUAUAAAGCUUCAAUCAUGAAGAAGACUUCAGUACGGAAAAAGAAACAUAUGGAUGAGACCUUUGAUCAUGAGAUCUCUGCUUUCUUCCCUGCCAACUUGGACUUUCUGUGUUUGCAGGAAGUGUUUGACAAAAGAGCUGCAGAGAAAUUGAAAGAGCAGCUUCAUCACUAUUUUGAAUACAUUGUCUAUGAUGUUGGGGUCUACGGUUGCCAUGCCUGCUGUAGCUUUAAGUUUGUGAACAGUGGUCUACUUUUUGCCAGCCGCUAUCCUGUUAUGGAUGCUGCCUAUCACUGUUAUCCCAAUGGAAGAGGAACGGACUCCUUGGCUUCCAAGGGAGCCUUGUUUCUCAAGGUGCAAGUGGGAAGUACACCUCAGGACCAAAGAAUUGUGGGAUACAUUUCCUGCACUCACUUGCAAGCUAUUGCAGGAGACACUACUGUUCGAUGUGAGCAACUGGAUAUGCUUCAAGAUUGGCUGUCUGAAUUCAGAAAAUCUACCUCCUCCUCCAGCACAGCCAAUCCAGAGGAGCUGGUGGCUUUUGAUGUAAUUUGCGGAGAUCUCAACUUCGAUAACUGCUCCUCCGAGGACAAGCUGGAGCAACAGCAUUCUCUGUUUACACACUACAAAGACCCAUGUCGAAUUGGUCCCGGGGAGGAUAAACCAUGGGCAAUAGGUACCUUGCUGGAUCCUGAAGGAUUGUAUGAUGAAGAAGUGUUCACUCCAGACAACCUGCAGAAGGUGCUGGAAAGUGAAGAAGGAAGGAAAGGAUACUUAGUCUAUCCCACCAGCAAGAACCAUGGUUCCAGUCAAAAGGGGAGGAAGGCAUCAUUGAAAGGAAACGGCAGGAGGAUUGACUACAUGCUUUAUACAGAAGAAGGUCUCUACCUGGAAUGGAAAGUGGAAGUAGAAGAGUUCAGCUUUAUUACCCAGCUAGCAGGCUUGACAGAUCACCUACCAGUAGCAAUGCGUCUCAUGGUGUCUACAGGAGAAGACGACCCUUAAAACUUACCAGCUUGGAGAGAUUAGAAGAAGGAAAUGUUAAUGAUAUUAAGAAAAUAUCACAAGAUUGGACUGAACUAUUCUGGUGCCACGUUAGGAAAAAUGACCAGACCUGACCCAGGCUACUCCCCAGAACGUACCAACAGUGGAGUAUAAAAAAAGGGAAGAAAUUGAAGGCUGUGGCCAAAAGCCACUGUCACAAGUUGCUCAGGCAACAGGGCAGGCCUGUACUAAGAUGUUUUCACUGUGGACUGAAUGGAACUAAGAUGGAAGUCCUAACUCCUUCUGAACCAGUGCCAUUCUUACUAAAACAUGUUUUUAUACUAAUAUAUAGCACAAUUUAGUUUGUAAUUAGUCUGUGAGUUAGUGCUGCUCAAUGGUUUUUUGCUCAAUUUCUUUGUAUAACUAAGAAGCUAAAGCUUUUUUUCUUUUCUUUAGCCUGUUGAAGUUGUAGUAGCGUGCUUGCAUCAGUAGCAUGCGCCCGCACUGCAUGCCACUCUGAGAUAAAAUAGUAAGAUACCAUGGGGAAUAUCAGAAUGGAAGUUAAUUCAAAAAUCAGAUACCAGCCAAAGCAAGGCAUUCUGGGACUGGCAAACCCUUCCAUCAUUACAGAAAGAUAUUAAAGCAAACAAAGGAAAACUCUGUUCAAUUUGCAAACCAAUAUUCUCCUCUCCCUUUUAAGAUAUUUGUAACAAAAAGUAGAAUUGAGACAUUCGACAUUUUAUCACCCUUCUUCCAGCUGUGUUGCCACUGGAACUGUUAAGUGUUUUGUCUGAAUAAUGACUCCAGAAUUGGGCCUUUGCUUUUCUAACUCCAAGUCAUUCCCUUAAGAAGAAACAAGGUUCCCCUGUAAUGUUUUUUCUUUCUUACCCACAAAUGGGGCAGUUCUGAAUUAUGGUAUGGGAUGAUGUAUGUAUUACAGUAGAGCGAAUAGAUUCCUAUAGUACCAUUGGGAAGACCAGAGCCAACAUUCUGCCUUAGCUAAGAAGAGUAAAUGGGAAACAGCUUGUAAAAUGCAUGUUAGAUAUAGAGUUAACAUAAAUGACAUUCUGGGGGAAAGUAUAGAACAGUGUAUAACCAGUAAGGCAGGACUGACUUCAUUCUCCAAAGGAAUCAGUACACUUGAAGAGAAAGCACAGCACGGGUAGCUGCAGAGUAGCUAGAGAACAGAACCGUGACUCAGCGUUCAGUAAUGACUGCCUUUGAGCUGAGCCUAGAUGCAUGUCUGUGAGACACAGUUCAUUUGUUAUGCACUCACAGACUUUCAAUAGAGAUUUUACAAUAAAAUUCCUAUGUCCUCCCACUGCAGCUCUUUAAAUGUGGGACUGCCCCCAGUUUGCCAUCUUAUCCCAAUGACCUGACCUACUCAGACUCUGUAACUUUAAUUUAUAAAAAAAAAAAAAGGAAAAAAAAAAAAGCUGAGAGAGUCAGGUCCACAGCUAGACUUCUUAGUAUUUCCAGGGAUUUCAAUUCAAAAGGGUUUGUGUUGCUAGAAGAAUGAAACCCCUUGUGUUUUAAUCAGAAGAAACUAAGUAUUGGUUAAUUCCUCUCCAGUAUUAGAGGUCUUACCUCUAUGCUGCAAGUUCCCCAUGUUGAGAAAAAUUAGUGUAAUACUCCAUUAAAUGGACUCUUCUUUUAGUUAUACUGGCCACAAACUCUUGAUGAUCUUGUUAUGGUUUAGUGUAUACCUGCUAGGAAUCAGCUUGAACUAAAUCAAAAGAAAUUAGACUUAAAUUAGAAAUCCUAGUCUGCAGAGCCUCUUGUACUGGCUUAAUUAACUACAGUAAACAACUGAACUUAUAUUUAGAUCAGCCCGAUUUUGCAAGUUGCAAACUCUUCAUAGUCACGAAAGUACUGCUCACACAGUAUUGGCUCAUUCCCAGGAGGUGGCAGGCCCCCUGCUCACACUCUCCCAGAGCCCCUAAUAUUGACGUGUUCUAUGCCUCAUUCCCAGUCCUGGCUUCCCUUCAGCAGAGACUGCCUCUUGCAAGUGUACUGUGCCAAACCCUGCGGUACUCUGCAAAGUGUAACCCAUGGGGACUCAAAAAUGGAUCCAGACUCAAUUCCCCCUUUUGAUAAAAUUAGGAAUUCGAGUUUACAGCAUCAGAUUUUAGUGUACUGCCCCAGUGCACCACCAGUUUCCCACUUUGUAUGUUUCUCUUUAUACAGAGGGUGCACGUAAGUGCAAUGUGUUUUUCUGGUUUCUUAUCUUUCCAUCCAAUUCAGAAAGACUUGUACCUGAAACAAUGCUUUUAAUCCUAUUUUCUACCUUGCUUGUAUUUUAUUAGCCUUUUUAAAAAAGAAAAAAAAA